GCCCUGCAGGUCACUUACCCCACCAUGGUGAGCCAAUUAAACUGAAGCCAGGUCGGCCCUGCGGGCCCCACCCUUCCUGCCGUCGGGCAUGCGUCCUUGGCCCCCCCAAGAUUUUUUAAAAAGGAGUUCGGCGCGCCGGAAAUGAGAGAGAGAGAGAGAAAGAGUGGGGGAAAGGGGGAGAGAGAAAGAGAGAAGCGCCGGGAGGAGCGUUCUAGAUUUUGAUACUGCCUCCGGCUGAAGCUUCUGGACUCAAAUAUGAGAUUGGAUCCGGUUGAUUGGUACAGCUUCGGGCCAGGAUAGAGAGAGGGAGAGUGAUGUCACAUUGGAACGGAUACGAGGUUCGGGAUAUUUUCGACGAUGUAGAUGGUGGUGUUAAUAAAUUUCUUCCUUUUCAAGAUGAACAUGCUCUUGAAUCUGUAACUUUAAGUGAUUCACGUAAGAAGCCACGAUAUGAGGCAGCAAGUGAUGUCAAAACAAAUAUAGAUCGUGAAGGUACAGCAAAUGUGCCUUCUCUUCCAGGACAAGAUGGAAGACUUUUUCCCUCUGCUUUGAAAGAGGAAGGUUCCAAUAUUCCAAAACUUUCACGGUCUCUUAUAUCUGAAAAAAAGGCUCAAGCAUUAGGCUUUACAAAGUGCACUACAGGCAACACCCUUUUAGAUUGCCAAGGGGUUGAAAUCUCCGUUAGUUCUUUUGGAGAGGGUGAAAAUGGCAUAGGAAACACCACAUUAUGCUCAGAUUAUCCUUUUCCUUGGAAAAAUGGUUCUAUACAUCACAAAAAAACUGGUAAUAUUUCCUCUGCCAACGUUAGUGUACCGACAAUGGAACGAAGGGAAGGAGAGAAUGAUCCUCUAUUUUAUGAUUGUCCUAAUGUUGAAGAUCUUGAGGAUUUUGACGGAAUGCUCAGAAACCUUGGUUCCACAUUUGUACAAGGGAGCACUGUCAGCGAAGAUGAUAUCUCAUGGUUCUCAUCUAGUUCACAUGGCUUUCAUGGUAUGGAAGAUACUUUACAAUCAGUCGUACUAUCUUCAGUUUCAGAGUUUAGUGCUUUUAAAAAUAUAUCUUCUCAUGGUUUGUGCGACGAUAUUUUGCCUGGAAUUGAACCAUCGGCCAUUAACACUGAGGCUCCCUCUGAUACCCGCUGUAGUUCUUUUCCAAUGUAUUCUGAUGCUGAAAGGAAGGGUAAAUCGGCACUAUCUGAACUGGCGUAUCUUCAUGCUGGGAUUGGUGAAAAAGGUUCAACACUUGAACAAGUUGGCUAUGGGAAUGCAUGCAGAUAUCCUGACAUGAUUAAUAUGACUCUUAAGGACCUUUGUGAAACCACAACGAAGAAAAUCAAUCCAACUUUAGGAUCCGUGCAAAGUUCAUUAAGUGGCUGUAGCUUGAUACAGAAUGUCCAAGUUCAGGAACUUCUUUCUUCUGUGGUGUCAGCUCCGCAGCCUUGUUCUCUUCAAGUUAUUUCAACGCAAAACCUUUUCUCAGAAUCUUAUUCUUCCAAGUGCUUACAUUCCUACAAUCCUCAAGCACAGAUGAGCGACAUCCUUAAACUUCAACACGUUCUACCAGGACAGACAACACUUACAUCCAGUGUUUUACCUGGUUAUGUGUCCUCAAACGAUCUGUCAAGACACGCCACGCAGUCCGUAGGAAUUUCACCUGGGACCUUUUCCAUGCCGUCAAUGCCAAUAGAGAAAAACGAAAAAAUAUAUGCAUGUCGGAAGUUUGCUUCUCCAUUGGUAAUGAAUAGACCUUCAGAACAACAUGCUGCAGCAAGUGAAUCUUCAGUUCAAAGAAAAUAUAAAUUUAACGUUGAAGUUGACGGUGAUAAAAAACCAGCCUAUAUAAGGCAAAAUCUACAAGCGGUUGAUAUAGAAUCUUCAACUUUUCAAAACAAUUCUUGCAUGACGAGUACUUUUCCUGAUGAUGUGUCUCUAAAAGCAGCCAAUUUUCAGCAGCUUCAGAUGAUUACAGAUCGGCUAGGUGUUAGAACUAAGCUGUGCAUAAGGGACAGUUUGUAUCGUUUGGCAAGAAGUGCUGAAAAAAGCCAUUACUAUGGCACUGCAAAAGAUGUCAGCAUUGGAAGUAGCUCUAUGAUAGGACUUCAGGGUGCCAAAGAUUCAAAGAGGCCUCCUGAAAUCUACGGUGUAUCGAUUAGCACAAAUGCAAUAGAACGUUCUGUAGCCUACCUACUUUUUCACAAGUCAUUGGAGUCUGGUGCAGGCACUGCAGAUAAUAACAUAUGCUUCAAACCACCCAUUCAUAUCCAUGGCCCUGUUGGCAAUUGUAAAGAACCCAAUCUACCUGCUUCAUGAAGAUCAUUUAAUGGUACUGGAAAUACAAACAAGUUAAUAACCUGCAGCAGUAAGGAACUUAUUCAAACAACAUUUGUAUGACUUAC
Molecule: messenger RNA, 2395 nt
Organism: Dendrobium catenatum
Lineage: Eukaryota; Viridiplantae; Streptophyta; Magnoliopsida; Asparagales; Orchidaceae
Exons: 9
Coding region: 315-2309 (664 amino acids)
Biological process (GO): regulation of DNA-templated transcription; circadian rhythm
Source: RefSeq, a predicted model, not a curated record